This is a messenger RNA of Effrenium voratum, 804 nucleotides long. The record is from the annotation of a GenBank genome assembly. Lineage: Eukaryota; Dinophyceae; Suessiales; Symbiodiniaceae.
AUGGUGCCCUGGAAACAGGAGGUUAUUAAAAGGGUGCAUGGCGCAGUGGACCCGCUUGGCCCUUCACCAGUCAUCUUCAGGAAGACAGGUGAUUUGGCAGCCUUGGCGAACCCCUUGCAGUGCGAGCUGGCCUGCAAGGCAAUAGAAUGUGAUGAUAUCUCGGCCCUGUCGCCAACGCCAAGGAGUGUUGUGGACGAGGCAGGGCGCAGUGGAUCUUCGUUUGUGGAGUUCGUAGCCUACCUGGCCCGCUUGGCGCUUGACAGUAGGCCCAAGUUCAUCCUUGUGGAAUGUGUGGCGAAUUUAGCAAAGCUUCGAAAGGCAGUGCAGGAGCAAGGAACAGUCGUGGUCAGCGAGAAGCUGAAGAGUCUAGGCUACCAGGGCAAAUGGCAAGUCCUGAACAGCAAGCACUUUGGAGUCGCGCAGAACCGCACUCGCGCUUGGGGAAUCUUUGCCAAGUUGAGCUCAUGCUCCGCUCAGAAGGUUGAGGACGCCUGGAAGCUGAUUUCCCGUUGCCAUGUCAUGCCAGACGUUGGCGACUCGAUACGGUUCCUCCAGUUCCACAGCUGUUUUCACCCUUGUUUGCUUCCAAAAAAGAAAUACCUAUACCUCAUCAAUGGCCAUCCAACAUUGAACUACUCAGCCAAGUUGCCUUUUGAACUACAAGGUAUGGGAGAAGAGGAGCUUGCCAUGGUGAACCUCCGGGACCACUUGUCAGUCAGUGAGGCGCAGGAGCUCUGUGGGAACGCGUUCACGGGUAACAUCGUGAUUGCCGCGCUGGUGGCCAUUCUCCUGCAAAUGGACUGA